GGCAUCCUCUGUGACGUCACCAGCGUUGUAGUAACCACCAGUGCCCUACUUUUUCUCAGUCCCUGCCUGGCAGAUACACAGGAAGACAUGUUUUCCCGGCUUCGCAAGAAUUUUGGGAGAGUGAACGCCGAUUUUGGACAGACUGGAGUGAGGGAAUCUCGCCUUUCAUCAAAAAUAAAUGAUGGACAACGAAAGCUGGCCUGGGGAAUGCUGAAUGAUGGGAGACUGACAUCAUCCCCUGGCCCUGUGGUAAUCAACAAGGAGGCCAACACGGAGAACACAGAAGAACAGAGACUGAUUAGACAGCUGCAGUCAGCUACUGAGGAGAGAAAUGAGCUAAGAGAUCUCCUGACUUAUGUGACAGAGAGAUACAGGAACAACAGGGCCAGCCGCUACAUCAGGUCAAAUCCAUUUUAUGAAAAAUUGAAGAUAAAGGAGAGGGAGGUCAUGUCAUUACUGCACAACUUAGAGAUGAGGAACAUCGAGCAUUGUGAGAAAUUUCAGGAGCUCCAGAAGGAAAUUAACUUCUAUCGGAACCUGCCCAGCCGGAUCCAUAUGGACAAGAUAUGUAUGCAGAAGAAGUUGUUCCCAUUCAGAAAGGAGGGCAAAGCAGAACAGCUUGAUUCUGCACCGCUGCUACAGAAAUUUUUGUUUGAUUUGAACAAGAAAGAUAAAGACGAACAGGAGAAAACCAGCAACCUCCAGACCAAGCAACAUCUGGUAGGGACAAGCAGCUGUGUCAGCCUAAAAUUAUCUGAUUCCAUUUGCCAAUUUGAUACAUGUUUGCUUUCCCUACCACCUUAAUAAUGUACACUCCAACAAUACAACCACCUCAUGCUAUGGAAUGUUCAUUCCUCUGUCUGUGCACGAGUAUUCUGGGAAGACAACCACUUUUCAGGAACUGACUUAUUAACAACUAUGCUUUGGUGCUCUUUUUGAAGCUGCAGUCUGGAAAUGGUGACAGAUGAAUAACCUAUCAUAUUACUGCAUGUCCCUGUGAUAGAAUGGAUGCUAUG
Molecule: messenger RNA, 1016 nt
Organism: Rattus norvegicus (Norway rat)
Lineage: Eukaryota; Metazoa; Chordata; Mammalia; Rodentia; Muridae
Product: disks large homolog 5-like
Source: RefSeq, a predicted model, not a curated record